AUGGACAUUAAAAUUUUGUUUUGUUUGUUAUUACAUGUCAUGAACAUCUUAUGUGGCCAGAAUUUAAUGGCUCAAAUUUCGACUUCGAAUAAAUUAUGGGAUAUAAAUUCCGACUAUUUAAAACCAUUUAAUAUAUUACACCCAAGUACCGAAUACUAUGCGUUGAGUCAUCGAUUGAAAAGAGAUAAUGACAUAAAUAUAAUACUGGAACAUCGAAUAGCAAUGGUGGAUAAAAUUAAAAACAUUCCUGACGCUGGUAAUAUGAAUGUAACGAAUAUGGACAAGCAUGGAUUAGUGAUUGCUAAUUUUAAACGAACUUGGCCGGUAGAGAAAUGGGGAAAGUAUGGAUUUUUUUCAGACGAUUUCCUAGAUAUGAUUAAUGAACAUUGGUUACACUUUCCGCCACCUUCACAAUCCUUACAGAUGACAUUGGGAAGUUUUUAUCUGAUAUUCUCCACUUUUGGCUGUUGGGGAAAUGUUAUUGUUUUAUUUAUGUAUUUCAAAUGCCGAUCACUACGCACACCCGGAAACAUACUAGUAGCUAACCUCGCUCUCAGUGACUUUUUGAUGCUUGCCAAAACUCCUAUCUUCAUAUUCAAUUCAUUUAAUCUUGGUCCAGCCUUGGGUAAAUCGGGUUGUAUAAUUUAUGGAUUUGUCGGCGGCUUGACUGGAACCACCUCCAUAGCAACAUUGUCAGCCAUCGCACUGGAUCGCUACUGGGCCGUCGUCCGACCGCUAGAACCCCUCCGGGCCUUGACCGUGUUAAGAGCGCGGUUGAUGGCUGUCAGCUCUUGGAUCUAUUCCGCAAUAUUUGCUUCGAUACCUGUUUUCGACUUCGGAUACGGACACUAUGUUCCCGAAGGUUAUCUAACAAGUUGCAGUUUCGACUACCUUACAGAGGAGCACUUACCACGUGUCUUUAUAUUUAUAUUCUUUUGUGCCGCCUGGGUUGCACCUCUCAGCCUGAUAUCAUAUUGUUACAUUAGCAUUUUUCAUGUAGUUGCUAGUAACAGAAAUAUUGUUAUGAAAAAUCAAGAACAAAGGCUCUCUACAAGACACGUCAAAGAGCGAAUUAAACGUAAAGUAGAAAUUAAACUAGCUCUUUUAGUUAUGGCUGUCAUACUCUUAUUUUUCAUAUCAUGGACUCCAUAUGCCAUAAUAGCGCUUAUAGGCAUAUUUGGAAGAAAAGAUCUUAUAACUCCAUUAACUUCAAUGAUUCCCGCAUUGUUCUGUAAAUCUGCCGCUUGUAUAAAUCCAUUCAUUUAUAUAAUAACACACCCGAAUUUCCGUAAGGAAUUUAAAAAACUAAUUUACCGUAAUAAAUCGGGAGGUGGAGGGACGAUAAAAACUAGAGACUACUCUACGGACACUACCAAAAUUCAUAGAAUCAGCAAAGAGUCAAUUGAUGCCGACAUUGAAAUUAUAGAGAUGAAAGACAUACCACUUAGAGGUCAAGAAAUAACACAAAUUAAUAAAGAUAGAGUGAAGACAAUAUCAUCAAAAAUAUCAAAAAAUGAACGAACACAAUCAAAUGUAAGUAUGAAAAGCUUUGAACAAGACGUAGUCAGUCCACCGUCAUGGUAUCGUGAGCCACAAUUUGUUAAGAGAAUGAGUUUCCUAGGUCGAUCAACUAAGAGUGUAGUAGUUUCUUUAAAUACAGAUCUUGAUAUUUAA
Messenger RNA from Achroia grisella, 1674 nucleotides. RefSeq names its product opsin, ultraviolet-sensitive-like. The record is from RefSeq and is a predicted model, not a curated record. Lineage: Eukaryota; Metazoa; Arthropoda; Insecta; Lepidoptera; Pyralidae. Gene Ontology annotation, cellular component: membrane. Gene Ontology annotation, molecular function: G protein-coupled receptor activity. Bases 1 to 1674 code for a protein of 557 amino acids. The transcript is spliced from 3 exons. Gene Ontology annotation, biological process: visual perception; G protein-coupled receptor signaling pathway.